AUGGCGGAUAAUGGUGAUGAUGAUGAUGGUGAUUCUGGUGAUGAUGGUGAUGAUGAUGGUGAUGAUGGCGAUGAUGGACACGCCUUCUUGAGGAAGUGGCUCCUCCUCUCUGACCCUGACGACCUCUCGGCCGGGGCCAAAGGUUAUCUGAAGGUUAGCCUCUUCGUAUUGGCUGCAGGCGACGAAGCUCCAGUGGAUAGGAAGGAGGGAGUGGUGGAUAAGGAGGAUAUAGAGGGGAACCUGUUGCGUCCUGCUGGACUCACACUCAGAGGAGCCAUCUUCACACUCAAAGUAUUCAGAGCUGAGGACCUGCCUCAAAUGGACGAUGCCUUUAUGGAUGGGAUGAGACAGGUCCUGGGAUUCGACAGCAACAGGAAGAACCUGGUUGACCCCUUAGUUGAAGUCAACUUCGCUGGAAAAACAAUGUGCAGUAAGAUCAUGGAGAAGAAUGCCAACCCUCAGUGGAAUCAAAGCCUGGCCAUGCCCAUACGGUUUCCCUCCAUGUGUGAAAAGAUGAGGGUUCGUGUCCUGGACUGGGACCGAGCCAGCCACAAUGAUGUCAUCGGGACCGCCCAUCUCUCCAUGUCUAAGAUCUCUGCCCCGGGAGGAGCGAUAGAGGUGGAUGACAGUCUGGGUUUCCUGCCGACCUUUGGCCCCUGCUACGUCAACCUGUACGGAAGCCUCAGGGAGUUCACCGCCUUCAACGACCCCCACGAGGCUCUCAACUUGGGCAAGGGUGAGGGAGUAGCGUAUCGUGGUCGUGUUCUGAUGGAGCUCAGUACCAAGCUGGUGGACACGGUGCAGGCCAGUGUAGAAGACAUAACCAACGAUGACCUAUUGGUGGUACAGAAAUUCAUGCGUAAGAGAAAGUAUUCUCUCUUUGCGUCAUUCUACUCCGCCACGUUCCUCCAGGACGCUGACGACCGACAGUUUGAGGUCAGCAUCGGUAACUACGGUAACAAGUUUGACAACACCUGUCUUCCUCUGGCUUCAACGACGCAGUUCAGCCGAGCUGUGUUCGACG
This is a messenger RNA of Oncorhynchus masou masou (cherry salmon), 1024 nucleotides long. Its product is annotated as dysferlin-like. Gene Ontology annotation, cellular component: T-tubule; cytoplasmic vesicle. Lineage: Eukaryota; Metazoa; Chordata; Actinopteri; Salmoniformes; Salmonidae. Gene Ontology annotation, biological process: monocyte activation involved in immune response; plasma membrane repair; vesicle fusion. The annotation marks the transcript as partial. The transcript is spliced from 9 exons. The record is from RefSeq and is a predicted model, not a curated record.